AUGGCCUCCAACAACGUUUGCAACAGCUGCGUUCGUGCAUUGAGACAAGCUUCUGCUCGACAGAUCAAUGGUCGCAUUGUGCACAGCCGUCUUUCGCCUCGUGGCCAGUUUCUAGGACGUACUUUUACGACCACUGCCGUCCGUUCUGAAGCAGAAAAGAGCCAGGAUGGACCAGAUGCGUCGACCAUGCAGAAGUUCGCCCAGCGCAUGCGAGCACAGAAGCAGAUGAAGGCUGCCACAGAACCAUAUGUCGCCUACGGCGCUACCGAGGACCUGUUCCGCGUGUGCGCUCGCGCUGGAGACUACACCAUGCCCACCGUUGCCGAAGGCGAAGAGCCAUUGAGGUCGGCCAAGGGUGAGGAUUUGGGUGUUGGCUCGGGCUGGUGGUAUGAAGAGCUGGGCCUGACCCCGACCUUCAACACUUGGGCUCAAAUCACCUUCUUACACAUGUAUCUCGUUACUGUACGUCUGAGGAUGUUCCCCCAACAGCACGCCCACCACUGGCAUCAGAACUUGCUCGAUCACUACUUUUACGCUGCCGAAGACCGUAUGGCUGCCUUGCACAAUAUCGCUGCCCGCAGUGUGCGCAACAAGUACCUCAAGGAUCUCUUUGUGCAAUGGCGCGGUGUUCUUGCUGCCUACGACGAGGGCCUGGUCAAGGGUGAUGCUGUCCUUGCCACUGCCGUCUGGAGGAACGUCUUCGGUGGUGACGAGAACGCUGAUGCGGCCGCUGUCGCAAAUGUCGUCAGCUACAUGAAGAAGAACCUCAGAGACCUUGACAGAAUUCACGACUCUGAUAUUGCUAGUGGAGACAUCAGCUUCUCCGACCCAGCCAGAGAAGCCAGCAUUGUGGACAGAGAGGCUCAGGCUAUGAAGCAGCCCAUUCCAGAACCUGCACCAGUCGCUCGAGCCUGA
Aureobasidium musti is the source of this 915-nucleotide messenger RNA. Lineage: Eukaryota; Fungi; Ascomycota; Dothideomycetes; Dothideales; Saccotheciaceae. The record is from the annotation of a GenBank genome assembly.